Molecule: messenger RNA, 1063 nt
Organism: Erpetoichthys calabaricus (reedfish)
Lineage: Eukaryota; Metazoa; Chordata; Cladistia; Polypteriformes; Polypteridae
Product: N-lysine methyltransferase KMT5A-like
Exons: 3
Coding region: 383-922 (179 amino acids)
Molecular function (GO): protein binding
Source: RefSeq, a predicted model, not a curated record
GCGACACUUGACAAACUACCUGGCACACACCACGGACACUGCCGAGAACGAUUACCACGGCCAGGACUGUGCAGUAGUGGCCAACACAAUCAGCCCAGUCCACUUUCACAUCAUUUCAUCCAGCUCCGAAGAGGUGGUCACUAAAGGCCGCAGUUCGAGCAGGAUGGCUGUUCCCAAGCUAAUCAGAGUACAUACUGAUUUUUCAGCUUUUGUCAUUGUGUUCCCUGUCUUCACCGAUGGCCAGCCACCUACAAAGAAGAUGAGGAAGGAGGCUGGCUUCAGUGAGGACCGCUCCUGUUAUGACAAGUGGAGAGCCAGCCAAUACACGGAGAGAUAGAAGUACAUUUUGUCUCUUUGCUGUCACAGCAAGCCAACCCUAGAGAUGGUGAAAGAGACGAUUGAGAGGCAGGGAUGGGAAUCCAAUUGCCCAAAGCCAGAGGAGAUCAUCAACCUCUGGAAACCGGCCUCAAAAACUGAAGUGCAAGAAGACCACAAAAUCGCCAGGACUGUGAAACAUCAGAGAUGGAGGGGGCUUCAUAUUAAAGAUUUUGGAAGUGACAGAGGGUUAGGAGUGGUUGCGACUCGUCGAUUCAGCAAGGGUGACAUAGUGUGUGACUACCACGGAAAAGUUGUCACAAAGGAAGAGGGCCAGAAACUGAUCCACAGCUAUGUUUUCUAUUUUAAGUCUCAGGAGAAAGAACUGGCUAUUGACACUCAGACAUUCCCGUGUGAGUGUCAUCCAGACAUUGAGACCUUCGGCCGGCGAAUAAACCACUCUAGAAAGCGAUACAACCUGAAGCCAUUACAUCGUAAGAUUCUGGUUGAUGGCAUCAUGACAUACACCAUUUUAUUGCAGGCCACAAAGGACAUCGAGGUGGACGAAGAACUCAUUUUGUUUUGGUGUUCUUUCUGUGAAGUAUGAAAACUAAUAGGUUUUAUUUAGGAAUAUUCAUGUUAGGUAGAAUGCCCAGUGAAGCCUGGGUGGACUUUGGGCCUUGGAACUCCCACCGAUUUUGUAUUUUUUUUCUGCAGCCUAACUGAAGCGUGUGACUUUUUUUCUGUC